GGGAGAGUCAGUGUCUACAGAGAUGAUGCUGAUGGCGAAAAAAGCCGCCAAUUGAUUAAAUUGAUUCGUACUCAGCGAAAAGUGAGCAGUCUUGUCGUGAGUGCAGAGCUUGGUGGACCUCCAAUUAAUUGCCGUGAGGAGGAGAGUAAAUAAGUGAAUGUCACCAGUGAGUUUGUCCAAGAUAUCGUUUGCAGUGGUCUGACUUGAGAGGUGUUUCGCCCUCGUGGAAUAUUUAUCACUUUGUGGUGCUCCCAAAGCAAAAUGCAGACUCUCGGAAAAGUGAUAGUGCCUCUCGUGCUCUUUGUCUUCAUCCGGGAAAACAUUGCCGCCCCCACGCCAGGAGUGGAAUCGGACUCUCCACUGCAGGUAAUCACCAUCCUGUCUCCUGAGUCAGCCAGAGAUGUCACGCACAGGACUGACCGCAAAUUCCGGGAAGAGGAUCUUCCGCCGGAGAAGGACUCUUCGGAGAUCGUUGUGAUUCAACCUCUGGCGUCUGGAUAUCAUCCCCAAGAUCGUCACCUCCGGAUGCUGGGUGUCUCGCCGCGCGUUCCCGUGCACUUCGCUCCCGGUGCUUAUCCCAUUUUCUACACCCUCGCGCGGGCCAAUGGCGCCUUCACCGGCAGGAACAUCCGCGCCCUGCCAAAGGACGAGAUCGACAACUACCUCCACUCGUAGUGGACCCACCCACCAUUUAUUUAUUUCACCGACUUCCUGGCCAGAGAGUUGUGGCAACGUGGAGAGCAACUCAAAGUGAAACCAAUGAAGCAAUAAACGAGAAUUUCGAUUAGAUAA
This is a messenger RNA of Phlebotomus argentipes, 792 nucleotides long. RefSeq lists its product as uncharacterized. The coding region runs from base 262 to 675 and encodes 137 amino acids. The record is from RefSeq and is a predicted model, not a curated record. The transcript has 2 exons. Lineage: Eukaryota; Metazoa; Arthropoda; Insecta; Diptera; Psychodidae.